Halteromyces radiatus is the source of this 857-nucleotide messenger RNA. RefSeq lists its product as uncharacterized. Gene Ontology annotation, molecular function: protein binding. The record is from RefSeq and is a predicted model, not a curated record. Bases 151 to 711 code for a protein of 186 amino acids. NCBI's taxonomy places the organism in Eukaryota, Fungi, Mucoromycota, Mucoromycetes, Mucorales, Cunninghamellaceae. The transcript is spliced from 2 exons.
CGAUGGCGGUAGACGAAUUACCUCCUGGGUUUCAAAGUGUCAAAACUAUAAAAACUGAAAAAGAAUUCUCGCAUGUCAGAAAAUGGUAACCCUUUUUUCUCUUUUUUUCUUUAUCAUUAUAUAUUUUAACAAUUGAUACCAAUUAACGCAAUGGAUCUUGCUAUUUUCCCUCCUGAAAUCACUCAAAUUAUUCUCGAAUAUCUUCCUAUAAAAGACUUGGUUCGUGCUGAACGUACUUCCAAGUUAUUACAACUCUUUUGUCUCUCGGAAAUCGAACGUCGUAUUAAAACUGGUGCUUUAAAAGAUGAAUUUGGUCUUUUGAUUCAUAUUGGUCAAACGACAGCUCAACCUCAACAAUUUGAUCCUAUCACCAAAACUGUCCAAUAUAUUAUUCCUAUGGAUCCUAUCACUAUCAAUACAAUGUAUGAUCAUCGUCGACAUAUUCAAUGCUCUUUAUUACGGAAACAAUUAAUAGGUAAUAAAUAUCUUUCUCAACAUGGUUUUACUAUUCCUGUGGAAAAAGGUAUGGUGGAAGGAAAGACUAUUCCAUUUGCCAUUCAAGAUAAACAUUAUCAACUCGAUGGUUCAUUGACUAGAAUGGAACCUGUCACCAACAAGAGUUCAAAAAAGUUAUCUUUGGCCCCAACCCCUCUGUCUUAUUCUCUUCAAGUCACUGGAAUGCGUUUACCAUUAUCUACUAUUGCUGCUUAGAGUUUUUUUUUUUAUUGUGCCGGUAGGCUGGUACUACUGACAUUAUCUAUACCCACCUUUCUCCUAACUACUAUAGCUAGUUAUAUCUUAUUUACUGCAUCAUCAUUUAAUAAACAAAAAUACAAUCAAGCAUAUCAUGACAUUUU